AAUCCUCUCUUAUCCUUCUUCAUUCUUAAAUUAUGGCAAUGGCGAGCACUUGCAACAAGUCUUUCUGCAGCAACUAUAUGCUGCUAAAACCAGAGGAAUGUAGUGUAUUAGACUUGGCACGUAUCUUGUUUUCCAGUAAAAUACUGGGACAAAAAAAUUUUGUAGACCGUCCUGAUCAAGAAAUGACUAAGGUGUCAUUUCCACAAAGAUGGAUAAUUUUUAUUUCCAUCCUAGUCCAAAAGAUUUUACAGUCUACUGCUAAUCCUUUGGCAGGUUUUGGCAAUGCUAUUGAGCACUGGCUUAACCUUUUAAACGUUAACGGCGGCUUCUUCCGUCUUGUUUUCAACGCCUUAAGCGGUAAAGUUGUAGAGCCGGAUAAGGAAUCAGCGACUUUCUUGUCUUUUAUUGGAAAUAUGGAUAAAAGGGUUGAGCUAGAUAAUAAGAGUGUUGAACUUGGACGUAGAAGAUACCAUGAGGCAAUAAGUAUGAUGGCUGCCAAAGCAGCUUACGAGAACAAAGCAUAUAUUGAAACUACGGUCAAAGAUCACUGGAAGAUGGAUCUCUUGGGCUCCUUUGACUUCUGGAAUGAUUAUCAAGGAAAAGCUACAACACAAGCAUUCGUGCUUCAAGAUAAAAAGGUCGACCCCGAGCUUAUUGUUGUGGCAUUUAGAGGAACAGAAUUCUUCAAUUCCGAUGAUUGGAUCUCAGACUUUGACCUCUCUUGGUAUGAGAUUCCUGGUAUGGGCAAAAUUCAUGCGGGAUUUUUGAAAGCUCUUGGGUUACAGAAGAACCUCGGAUGGCCCAAAGAUAUUGUACAAACAGAUAAUAACCAGCCAUCUCCAGCCUACUAUUACUUAAGAAAAUUGCUCAAGCAACUUCUACAGAAGAAUGAAAAGGCAAAGUUUGUGGUCACUGGUCACAGUUUGGGUGGAGCACUUGCAAUUCUAUUUCCUGCAAUAUUGGCAUUUCAUAAGGAAUCUUUGCUGUUGAAAAGAUUAGAGGGCGUUUACACAUUUGGCCAACCAAGAGUUGGAGAUGCAAAUUUCGGUGAAUAUAUGAAGGAGCAAUUAGCAAAAUAUGACGUUCCAUACUAUAGGGUUGUCUACAGCAAUGACAUGGUACCAAGAUUGCCAUAUGAUAAUUCCACCUUCAUGUUCAAGCACUUUGGAACUUGCUUAUACUAUAAUAGCCUCUACAAAGAAAAAAUUUUAAGUGAAGAACCAGACAAGAAUGGGUUCUCUGUGUUACUGAUUAUACCAAAGAUGUUAAAUGCGGUAUGGGAGCUGAUCAGAAGCUUUAUUCUUCCUCUGCCGUGUUUAGCCGGACGGAACUAUAAGGAAGGUGGGCUUCUUCUUCUCACGAGGGUGGUAGGCUUGUUACUCCCCGGCGUACCAGCACAUUGUCCUCAGGAUUAUGUCAAUUCCACGAGGCUGGGAUCACCUGUACAUGAGCAGCUUUAUGCUAAUGGUGAUGGACCAAAGUAUCAAAAGAUUGGCAUUAUCACAUCUUAAGAAUCUAGUCCGUAUGUGAUUUUUUUUUCUUAUUAAUUUUUUUCCUUGCACCAAUUUGGAUCAUAAGGUAUGUGUUUAGAAUCUGAGCCCUAAUUUGAAAUUUAUGGGUUUGAGAUUCUAGUCCGUUUAAGUCACUGUUCAAAAUUAAUAAUUUGUAUAUUGAAUACUUAAGACAAAUAUAGGGUAUGGAUUAAAGCUAUUGGGUUCGUUCGAAUCUGUAUCCUCAUGCAUGUGUCUGCAGUGCAGUGCUUAUGUAACGCCCGAUAAAUAAUACUCCUAUUGUUGCUA
Molecule: messenger RNA, 1799 nt
Organism: Nicotiana tabacum (common tobacco)
Lineage: Eukaryota; Viridiplantae; Streptophyta; Magnoliopsida; Solanales; Solanaceae
Product: triacylglycerol lipase OBL1
Biological process (GO): lipid metabolic process
Molecular function (GO): triacylglycerol lipase activity
Source: RefSeq, a predicted model, not a curated record